CAACAAAACUCAGGUUUUAAAUGGGAUUUAGAUUAUUAUGGAAGCUUGAAUUAUUGUAUGCAGAAAAAAAACAGAUUACUACCAUCCUCCAACUAUUGUCAAAUAAUAGAUGACAAGGAUGUUUAUCACGGACAAAUUUCCUGGACAAACGUGUUCCGUGAGGAGGUUGAAAUUAUUAGAACACAAGACGUCAGUCAAGAUCCAGACCGAUGUAUUUUUGGAGUAUUUACCCUCGUGCAAGGACAAACAACAUUACACAUGACAGAACACAAGUGCAACGAAAAUAAAAAUUGGUAUAUAUGCAAAACAAACAGUACUUUGUACACCAUGUAUACAACUGAAGCGUCCCUUGUUAAUACAAAACCAGGAUUACGAAAUAUUCCAGCAGAUAAAGAAAAUAUCACAACAUCAACAGGUGCAGUGAUUGGCGGAAUUCUAGGUGCGUGUUUUAUACUUACUGUAUCAACAGUAUUGAUUGUAUGUAAAAUAAGGUCAAAGGGAAUCUUUAACGAAUCUGAUAAACAUGAGAAUAGAGAAACUAGUCAAUUGCACUUUUCAAAGACAAGCAACAGAGAUUUAACGAAUACAACUAAAGGAACGAGUACAGCAUUAGCAUCAACGAAGACUAAUGACUCUUGUGAAAUGCGCAUAUUAGUAUAUUCCGCUGUAAAUAACAUAAAUAAACCGGAAAAUAUGAACGAGACAUAUACUGAUGCAGCCAAUGGAGAAUAUGAUCUUUUACAUGAUAAACAAAAUCGAAGAAUUUGUCCACCAGAUAAUGUGUACCAUAUUCAAGGCGCAUAUCGAAAUGAAGAUGGCCUUACAUACGAUAGCGCAGCCUUUCGGAAAGGAAAUUGCAAUGAUGGAAACGAAUUAUAUGACAUGUCUUUUUCGGUGGUUGAAGGAGAUUAUUCAUUCGUGUCAUAUAAAAAACAUGACCCCGGCAUGACCACUGAUAUAUACGACAAACCAACUUAGCCAUGUGAAAUGGUAAUAAUAUUUAUCACCUGUCAACAAAACUGUCUGCAUAAAAAGAUAUUAUAGAUCGACAAUCCUCUUUUUUUCUAUCCCUGACAAUCAUUAUUUCCUACCCUAGGAAUAGAUUACCAUAGCUGUAUUUGGCAAAACCUUCAAGAAUUCUGGUUCCUCAAUGCUCUUCAACUUCGUUCUUUAUUUGGCCUUUAACUAUUAAAUGCGAACGUCACUCGUCAGUCGUUUGUAGAAGAAACGCGCGUGCGGCGUACACAAUUGUAAUCCUGGUAUAAAUGAUGAGUUUAUUUGUUUCAGGAUUUCAGUUGAAAAAAAAACGUAUUUGAAAUUGUAUUGUGAUAUACGCAUGAUUUGAAGAUUGAUGAAAAUCUAUAGAAGAUACCAAUGUUUGUGCCUACG
Molecule: messenger RNA, 1389 nt
Organism: Mytilus californianus (California mussel)
Lineage: Eukaryota; Metazoa; Mollusca; Bivalvia; Mytilida; Mytilidae
Exons: 5
Coding region: 58-978 (306 amino acids)
Source: RefSeq, a predicted model, not a curated record